Exophiala bonariae is the source of this 813-nucleotide messenger RNA. RefSeq lists its product as uncharacterized. Gene Ontology annotation, cellular component: TIM23 mitochondrial import inner membrane translocase complex. Lineage: Eukaryota; Fungi; Ascomycota; Eurotiomycetes; Chaetothyriales; Herpotrichiellaceae. The record is from RefSeq and is a predicted model, not a curated record. The coding region runs from base 1 to 813 and encodes 270 amino acids. The transcript has 2 exons. Gene Ontology annotation, biological process: protein import into mitochondrial matrix.
AUGGCCACUAAAGCCCAAGCAUUCCAGCGGGCAUGCCGUAUUCACAGCUGCACCGGCGGCCAGCUGCCACACAAAGCGAACCUCUACCCUGAUGUGAGGAGCACACGAUCUCUCUCGACCUCAAGUCCAUCCUCCCACACGUCUCCCCCUUCUGCUCUUUCACCCAGUACGGCCCAGAAGUUGGCCAUCCUCCAGCCCACCCACUUCCGCCGCUCUGCAAGCACCUCCUCGUCAUCACCAUCAGGCCCGACUCGCCGAGCCAUCACCGUGACCAGCGACGAUGGACGCUAUAACUGGUCAGAACUGAGCACGGGGGAGAAAGCUGCGCGUGGGACACAGCAGACAUUCAACUUCCUCCUCGUGUCCGGCGGCGCCGUCUUGACCGUAACGGUCUUCUACCUCUUAUACACAGAGCUCUUCGCGGCAGACAGCUCGACCAUCCAAUUCAACGCGGCAGUGUCACGCGUGAAAGCCAGCGCCGAGUGCCGCGCCCUGCUCGGCCCCUCGCGCCAGAUCAAAGCGUACGGCGAGCCCACAUCGAACAAGUGGGCACGCGCACGCCCGCUGGCGUACAGCAAUGAAGUGGACAGGUUUGGAACGACGCAUUUCCGCAUGCAUUUCAACGUCGAGGGGCCUCAGGGCAUGGGGGUUGUGAAUGUGCAUAUGACGAGGCCGAGGGGUGCGGAUGCUUUGGAGUAUGAGGUGUUGAGUUUGAAUGUCAAGGGCCAGGAGACGGUAUAUUUGGAGAACAAGCCGGCCGAGAGGGGGGUCAAGGGGAAGGCAUCCAAGAUGUUUGGCAUUCAGUGGAGGUGA